AUGGAUGAUGAUGAUGAAAAUAUAGGUAUAAAUAAAAUUCAUGAAAUAUUAGUUCAAACAAAAAUUCAACCAGCGAAAAGUAAAACUAUUGUAGAAUUAUUUCGACGAUUUUUUUCACCAAAUGUAAAUAAUGAAAAACUCGAAGAUGUUGAUUGUGUACAAGGUGGUUAUCAUGAAAUUGUACCUCGUUUAUUUCUCGGUGAUUAUAAAUUAGCACUGGAUCCAGUCAAAUUAAAGCAAUUGGGUUUUACACAUAUUUUAAAUGCUGCUGAAGGACGUAAAUUUGGACAAAUUAAUACAUGUGCAACGUAUUAUGAAGAAGCAGGAAUUAAAUAUUUAGGUUUUUCUAUUAUUGAUAGUCCUGCUUAUCAGAUUGGAACGCAUUUCGAAGAAGCAAUUAAAUUUUUAGAAGAAGCAUUAAACAAUAAAAAGAAUCGUGUUUAUGUUCAUUGUCAACAAGGUAUUAGUCGAUCGGCAACAUUAAUUGUAGCAUAUUUGCUUCAUACAUAUGAAAAUAUGUCAUUGUUUGAUGCAUUUCAACUAGUUGCUACUCGACGUCGAAUUUGGCCAAAUGAAGGAUUUUGUCGUCAUUUAAUUCGACUUGAAAAAGAAAAGAAAAAGAAAACAAGCAAUAAUGAAGAAACUCCACAAUCUUUAGAAUCUCAAAUAGAUGAAAAUGUAUUUGAACAGUAUGCAAUUAAUAAUGAAAAUAAUACCGAUGAAACUCUUUCAACAAAACCCUAA
Molecule: messenger RNA, 744 nt
Organism: Adineta steineri
Lineage: Eukaryota; Metazoa; Rotifera; Eurotatoria; Adinetida; Adinetidae
Source: the annotation of a GenBank genome assembly